GAAGAAGCAAACGCAUUAUUACAUGGACACACACAUCAUUGUCAACAACAAACAUCAUGCAAUAGCACAAACAGCAUACAGACGGUAAACAAAACCUAAAAGUAAAACACACUCACACAGAGACAAGCUUCAGAUCCUAGGAUCCUCAGCUUUGUUCCUUAACAACAUCAUUGUCAACAUCAACCGCCUCCACCAUUGCUAAAUCUCUGUCUCUGUCUUUCUCUUAUUUUUUUUAUUUGGAAAAAGAGAGAGAAUACUUUCUCUCUAACUAUCAAAGUCUGUUGAUUGAAAGCAAAGUUUCAAUCUUUCUCAGACACAAAGGCAGUGAGGGACAAAGUGUGAAUAGGAAGACAAAAAUAACAGUUACCCACAAAAGGGGUUUCUUAAAAUCCCAGCAAAACUCAUGCUUUCUCUGGUUCCUCAACAGACACUACUCUGUGUUGUGCAAUCAUUUAUCGGGGUCUCUUGAGCUUAUUUGAGGAAUGUUUUGUUCCUGGUGCAAUGUGGGUUCAAUUUUGUAGGUGAUUGAUUCUGUUGGAACUUCAGAGGGAAAAGAAUGAAAGAAAUGGCUUUGUUUAGAAAGUUCUUCUAUAGAAAACCACCUGAUGGGCUGUUGGAGAUCUCUGAAAGGGUUUACGUCUUUGAUUGCUGCUAUUGUAUGGAUACUUUUGAAGAAGAAGAACAUAAAGUGUACAUACGAGGCAUAGCGGGUAAGCUUUGUAACCAUUUGCCUGAUGCUUCAUUUAUGGUGUUUAAUUUCCAAGAAGGCGAAAAUCAAAGUCAGAUUGGUAGUGUAUUGUCUGAAUUUGACAUGACUGUGAUGGACUAUCCUUGGCACUAUGAAAGUUUCCCCUUGCUCUCAAUGGAGAUGAUUCAUCAUUCCUUGCGGUCUAGUGAAAGCUGGCUGUCACUUGGGCAACAAAAUGUGGUCUUGAUGCAUUGUGAACGAGGGGGGUGGCCAGUUCUGGCUUUCAUGCUAGCUGCAUUAUUGCUAUACGGGAAGCAGUUCACUGGCGAGCAGAGAACCAUAGACAUGAUUUACAAGCAAGGGCCUCGGGAGCUUUUACAGCUGAUGUCCCCUAUUAAUCCAUUACCUUCGCAAUUGAGGUACUUACAGUAUGUAUCAAGGAGGAACAUGGGAACACAAUGGCCUCCGCUGGAUAGAGCACUUACAUUGGAUUGCAUUAUUCUUAGAGUCAUUCCCUGUAUGGAUACAGAGGGGGGUUGCCGGCCAAUAUUUAGGAUAUAUGGACAAGACCCUUUUAUGGUUGUUGAUAGGACUCCGAAAGUUCUGUUCUCAACAUCAAAAAGGAGCAGAUUUGUCCAGCAUUACAAGCAGGCAGAUUGUGAAUUGGUUAAAAUCGACAUUAAUUGUCAUAUCCAAGGUGAUGUUGUCAUGGAGUGUAUUAACUUGGACAGUGAUCACAAGAGGGAACGGAUGAUGUUUCGGGCCAUGUUUAAUACUUCCUUUAUAAGUUCAAAUAUCUUGAUGCUUAAUCGUGAUGAAAUUGACACCUUAUGGGAUGCAAAGGAUCAAUUUCCCAAGGACUUCAGAGCAGAGGUUCUUUUCUCUGAGAUGGAUUCUAGUACUCCUAUUGGUGCAAUUGAUUUGCCUGGUUUAGAAGAGAAAGAUUGUAUACCUGUGGAAGUGUUUCCCAGAGUUCACGAGAUUUUCAGCAAUAUGGACUGGUCAGAUACAAAAACUGAUGUAGCACAAAUUAUGCACCAUCAUAUCAUAGAACCCCAAGAAAAUUUUGACAGCUCUCCACGGAGGGCAGAAGGAGGAAGUGUAUUGAUGGAAUCAACCUUUGUCAGAGUUCAAGAGAAACCGAAACUAAAUGAAUCAGAAAACAAGACUCCAAGUCCCACUUCCAUUACCCUGGUGAAACAAUCUGCUGUCUCUUUCAAACCAUUUUCAGAUACAAAUUCAGUAAGAGAGGAGGCUGAACCCCAAGAACUAAAGGUUGCCCUCCAAUCUAUGCCCUCUAUUAAAUCAUCUCCUGAUGCAAAUUCAACUAGGGAGAAGGUAGAACCCCAAGAACUGAAGGUUGCUUGCCAAUCUACGCCCUCUAUUAAGCCAACUUCAGAUGCAAUUUCAACUCAAAAGAAGGUUGAGCCACAAGAGCUCCAGGUUGCUCUCCAAUGGCCAGCUCAAUCUAAGAUCAUAUCACAGCGAGUACCCCAGAAAUCACUCUGUUCUCCAGUUUCCUAUGGCAAUAACUUACAGGGCUUACCUGUGCCUAUGUCAAGAUACCACAGUGCAUCCUCUGCCCUUGGAAUUACAGCUUUGUUGCAUGAUCAUGCUGUAUCUAAAGGUGAAGAAGUUGUGCGUCCACUGACAUUAUCUCUGCCUUCCUCAGCUAUUUCAUCUCCAGUCACAGGUGUGCUUAAACCUCCACCACUCAAUAAUGUGUCUGCUCCAAGGACACCACCUCUUCCUACACCAUUGCAAUCAUCAUUUGAAGCUCCGAAAACAACAGAAAAGCCUUCUCCAACAUAUCAUAUUCCAGCUAUUCCUCAACCUAUUUCAAUUUCUUCUUCCGUCACAGAUCCACCCAAACCUGCACAACUCAAUCAUGUGGCUGCUCCGGGGACACCACCAUGCCCUCUUAACCCAUUGCAAUCAUCAAUUGAAGCUCCCAAAAAUGCAAAUUUUUUUUCCGGUGCUUGUCAUAUUCCUCCUCAAUCCAGAGGAACAGAUUCUCUACUUAAUCAACAUCCUCAACCAACACCAGGCAGUAUCCACUCACCAUCGUUUCCUUCUCUUCUCUCUUCUCUUCCUGCUUCUUCUCCUCCUGUUAUCAAGAGUUCAUCUUCAGCUCCCCCAGCUCCUCCUCCACCCCCAUCUUUUUCAAAGGCAUCCCCAUCUCCUUCCUCCAAGAAAUCAUUCCCCACUCCCCCUCCCCCUCCCCCUCCUCUGCCUCCUUUUACAGCAGCACCUCCUGGAAUGGCUUCAAAGGUUGCCAGCUCAGUUACUGCACAGUCUGGGAAGAACUUGGCUGUUGUGCCUGGACCACCACCGCCGCCGCCUCCUCCUCCUCCUCUACAUCCUGGAUCUUCCCUGGGCCCCGCAAAUGCUCCUUCAGUGCCGCCGCCACCACCACCCCCUCCUGGUUCUGUUGCAAAAGCUUCUUCAUUUAAUAAUGCCGCACAAAUUCCUCCUGUGCCACCUCCUGAUCCUUUGACUGAAGGGUUGUCAAGAACUAGCAGUGUCUCCUCACCUCCUCUACAUUCUGGAUCUGCCCUGGGCCCUGCUAAUGCUCCUUCAGUGCCGCCACCACCCCCUCCUACUAGUUCUGUUGCUAAAACUUCUUCAUUUAAUAAUGCCGCGCAUAUUCCUCCUGUGCCGCCACCUCCUGCCCCUUUGACUAAAGGGUUGUCAAGAACUAGCAGUGUCUCCUCACCAUCUCAUGCUGGAGUUAGUAAUGGAAAUAUGCCUUCAGUUCCUGGACCGCCCUCUGGUGCUUCAUUUAGUGCAAAGGGGCAAGGCAUGUUACGUAUAAAUGCAAAAAAUCAACCCAGAAAAGCCAACCUGAAGCCUUAUCAUUGGUUAAAAUUAACUAGGGCCAUGUCAGGAAGUUUGUGGGCUGAGGCACAAAAAGCUGAUGAAGCUUCCAAGGCUCCUGAGUUUGACAUGUCAGAACUUGAGACUCUUUUCUCAGCAGCUACUCCAAAUUAUGAUUGUGGGAGCACAGCAGGGAAAUCAAAUCGACGCACCUUGGGACAUAAAUCUGAUAAAAUCCAGCUGAUUGAACUUAGACGGGCAUAUAAUUGUGAGAUCAUGCUUUCAAAGGUUAAAAUUCCUCUGCCAGACUUGAUGAGUUCAGUUCUUGCUUUGGAUGAUACAGCAUUGGAUAUUGAUCAGGUUGAUAGCCUUAUUAAGUUUUGUCCAACAAAAGAGGAGAUGGAAUUACUCAAGGGUUAUAAUGGAGAUAAAGAGAACUUGGGAAAAUGUGAACAGUUUUUCUUGGAAAUGAUGAAAGUGCCACGUGCAGAGUCAAAGCUAAGAGUGUUUUCAUUUAAGAUACAAUUCCAAUCCCAGGUUUCUGAUCUCAGAGGCAAUUUGAAUGUUAUAAAUUCAGCUUCUGAAGAGAUCAGGAGCUCAGCAAAGUUGAAAAGGAUCAUGCAGACUAUUCUUUGCCUUGGUAAUGCUCUCAACCAUGGUACUGCAAGGGGUUCUGCUGUUGGAUUUCGAUUGGAUAGUCUCCUCAAACUCACUGAUACACGAGCCCGAAACAACAAGAUGACUCUCAUGCAUUAUCUUUGUAAGGUACUGGCUGAAAAGCUUCCAGAACUGCUAGAUUUUUCGAAGGAUCUUGUGAAUUUGGAGGCUGCAACAAAAAUACAAUUGAAAUAUUUGGCAGAGGAAAUGCAAGCUGUUAGUAAAGGACUUGAAAAAGUUAUGCAGGAAUUGACUGCUUCAGAGAAUGAUGGUUCGGUCUCAGAAAUUUUUUGCAAGAAUCUUAAGGUUUUUCUUGCUUUUGCUGAAAGUGAAGUGAGGUCUUUGGCUUCCCUUUAUUCCUCUGUGGGUAGAAAUGCAGAUGCACUGGCCUUUUAUUUUGGAGAAGAUCCGGCACGUUGCCCAUUUGAGCAAGUUGUGUCCACUCUGCUCAAUUUUGUGAGGAUGUUCGUCCUAGCACAUGAUGAAAACAAAAAACAACUUGAAUUGGAAAAGAAAAAAGCAGAAAAGGAUGCUCAAAAUGAGAAGUCCAUGAUGGCUUCUCCGAGAAAGCUGUCUGAAAACUUGGUACAGACACCUAUCAAAAGUGGGAUCUUCAAAUGAUCAAGUGCCGUGUACUAUUCUGCCAAUCCAAUCAGGACCUGUUCUCUUACAGACAACACCAUUGCCCACCAUUGUUGAAGGCCCGUUACAAGCAAAGCUGAGGCACUCACUAAAAGGGCAAAAUUAUAAUUCAAAUCCAGAGAAGUGUUCGACAUUGCAGCAAGAACUAAGCACUUAAAUGCAGGUGUACAUGGCAGGGACAGAUAGUAAACCUUUCUUACAUGUCUUGUGUGCUUGGGGGUUCUUCACUUCAUUGCUGUUUCAAUGUUAUCCUUAUACUUCAUCUGCACCAUUGUUUACAAAGUUGCUUUGCUUUUGGAGCACAGAUGUUCGCAAUCUUUGAAGACAGUGCAAGACACUAGAGUCUUGUUGUCAAGAUCGGUUAUAGUUCGGUUUUCCAAUAAUUCAUAUCGGUAGCUAGAUGGUAGGAGUGUUGUUUGUUAUGUACAUUUUGAUUUAUAGUGAUGUAAAUGUCUAUAUGUAGUCAUUGUUGAACACCACGAUUCAUCAAGAGCCUCAUUUCUCAAAGAAAUGAAGAAGACAAUGUAGUUUCCAAUUGGAUGGGAUAAAUGUCUA
Molecule: messenger RNA, 5359 nt
Organism: Populus euphratica (Euphrates poplar)
Lineage: Eukaryota; Viridiplantae; Streptophyta; Magnoliopsida; Malpighiales; Salicaceae
Product: formin-like protein 6
Exons: 17
Coding region: 557-4783 (1408 amino acids)
Source: RefSeq, a predicted model, not a curated record